Messenger RNA from Grammomys surdaster, 813 nucleotides. RefSeq names its product dickkopf WNT signaling pathway inhibitor 1 (gene Dkk1). The coding region runs from base 1 to 813 and encodes 270 amino acids. The record is from RefSeq and is a predicted model, not a curated record. Gene Ontology annotation, biological process: multicellular organism development; negative regulation of canonical Wnt signaling pathway. Gene Ontology annotation, molecular function: co-receptor binding; receptor antagonist activity. NCBI's taxonomy places the organism in Eukaryota, Metazoa, Chordata, Mammalia, Rodentia, Muridae. Gene Ontology annotation, cellular component: extracellular region. The transcript has 4 exons.
AUGACGGUUGUGUGCGCAGUGGCAGCUGUCCGGUUCUUGGUCAUGUUUACAAUGAUGGCUUUCUGCAGCCUCCCUCUACUCGGAGCCAGCGCCACCUUGAACUCAGUUCUCAUCAAUUCCAACGCGAUCAAGAACCUGCCCCCACCGCUGGGUGGUGCUGGGGGGCAGCCGGGCUCUGCUGUCAGCGUGGCACCCGGAGUUCUCUAUGAGGGCGGGAACAAGUACCAGACUCUUGACAACUACCAGCCCUACCCGUGCGCAGAGGAUGAGGAGUGCAGCACUGACGAGUACUGCUCCAGUCCCAGCCGCGGGGCAGCUGGCAUCGGAGGCGUACAGAUCUGUCUGGCUUGCCGAAAGCGCAGGAAACGCUGCAUGAGGCAUGCUAUGUGCUGCCCCGGGAACUACUGCAAAAACGGAAUAUGCAUGCCAUCUGACCACAGCCAUUUACCUCGAGGGGAAAUUGAGGAAAGCAUCAUUGAAAACCUUGGUAACGACCACAACACCGGGGAUGGAUAUCCCAGACGAACCACCCUGACUUCAAAAAUAUAUCACACCAAAGGACAAGAAGGCUCUGUCUGUCUCCGAUCAUCAGACUGUGCCACAGGGCUGUGUUGCGCAAGACACUUCUGGUCCAAGAUCUGUAAACCUGUCCUUAAAGAAGGUCAGGUAUGCACCAAGCACAGGCGGAAAGGCUCCCACGGGCUGGAGAUAUUCCAGCGUUGUUACUGCGGGGAAGGUCUAGCUUGCAGAAUACAGAAAGACCACCAUCAAGCAAGCAAUUCUUCUAGGCUCCACACCUGCCAGAGACACUAA